Messenger RNA from Sphaeroforma arctica JP610, 294 nucleotides. RefSeq lists its product as hypothetical. The record is from RefSeq and is a predicted model, not a curated record. The transcript has 2 exons. NCBI's taxonomy places the organism in Eukaryota, Ichthyosporea, Ichthyophonida. Bases 1 to 294 code for a protein of 97 amino acids.
AUGAAUGUACUCACUAUAUUUAGAGUCGCAAGUGGCGGCGACAUUCGAGAAAAUGCGGCCUUAACCGAAUUGCAGAGACGGGAAGCAGAUAUUGUCGAUGACAGCUGGCCGUUCAUUGUUGGCGGUGGCAUCUUCGCAGUUGUUCUUGUUGCGGUCAUCAUAAUGGCUCCUUUGAUCCAACAACGGGCCAGUUACCGGAACAUCAUCAAAGAUCGACAGGCUAGGGAAUCGCUGCAUUCUGUGGAUUCCUCCAAAGAGCAGACCGUAAGUAGAGAUUAUUCUCCCACCAGCUAG